AAUAUGUCUGUUAUGGUAGCAGUCUCAGGUUCCCAAUUUUCAGUACCAAAAGGUUUCCAAAUUCAACACCAGUUCAUCAGAAGCAAGUCCAUCUUGAGGCAGGGAUGCAGUGGAAUAAGAUGUUGUAACAAAGAGUCAGGGGAAAGAGCAAGUACAACAGGCAAGAAUUACUAUGAAUUACUUGGAGUUGAUGCUGAUUCAAAUCCCCAGAUAAUCAAACAAGCUUAUAGGAAUUUGCAAAAGAAGUAUCACCCAGAUAUUGCAGGCCAAGAGGGUCAUGAGUAUACCCUCAAGCUGAAUGAAGCCUAUAAAGUUCUGAUUAAGGAGAAUCUGAGGAAGGAAUAUGAUGCUUCUAUUGGUCAAAGGAGAGUAAGUGUCAGAGGAAACAGCUCAACCUUUGAUGGCAGCUCAUGGAAUGGAGUUUUGAGACCCCAAGCUCUCUUUGUUGAUGAAAAUGCUUGCAUAGGUUGCAGACAAUGUGUGCACCAAGCAAGUGCUACCUACAUGUUUGAUGAGGUUCUAGGAUGUGCAAGGGUUAAACUUCAAUACGGUGACGAUGAUCAAAGGAUUGAGGUAUCAGUUGACUCAUGCCCUGUGAACUGCAUACAUUGGGUGGAAAGAGAAGAACUAGCAGUGCUAGAGUUCCUCAUCCAGCCUCAACGAAAAGAAGGACAUGGAAUAUUUGGAGGAGGAUGGGAAAGACCUGCAAAUGUGUUCAUGGCUGCCAAGUCAUUCAAUAAGAAAAUGAAAGAGGAGGCUGAUUUUAUUGCAGCAAGUGAGAGUGUGGAAGAAGAAACUCCUGCUCAAGCAAAAGCGCGAGCUGAAGCCAAUAUGAAGAUCAAGAUGGAAGCAUUCUCAAAAUUCUGGCACUGGCAAAAGUAA
Molecule: messenger RNA, 882 nt
Organism: Fragaria vesca subsp. vesca
Lineage: Eukaryota; Viridiplantae; Streptophyta; Magnoliopsida; Rosales; Rosaceae
Exons: 6
Coding region: 4-882 (292 amino acids)
Source: RefSeq, a predicted model, not a curated record